Messenger RNA from Cynara cardunculus var. scolymus (artichoke), 1460 nucleotides. Its product is annotated as SAL1 phosphatase. Gene Ontology annotation, biological process: phosphatidylinositol phosphate biosynthetic process; sulfate assimilation. Gene Ontology annotation, molecular function: 3'(2'),5'-bisphosphate nucleotidase activity. The transcript is spliced from 8 exons. Bases 98 to 1303 code for a protein of 401 amino acids. Lineage: Eukaryota; Viridiplantae; Streptophyta; Magnoliopsida; Asterales; Asteraceae. The record is from RefSeq and is a predicted model, not a curated record.
AGUUUUAUGAAGUUUUUUUUAUUAUUAUUAAAAUGGUGUAAAUAUGUUUUAGGAAGGGGGUAGCGGCACUGCUUUUUGCACAGUCCGGAGGUGGGAGAUGGCGCCGUUUAUAAUAGCAUCCGCCCGACUUGUUCACCUAAACCCAUCCAUAAAAUCAAACCCCAAUUUACUUUCAGCAACAAAAUCACUCUUCACAUUCAAAUCAUCAUAUUCCCCAAUCGUAUCAUCAUCAUCAUCAUCAGCUGUUUCAAUGUCUUAUGAUAAACAACUUAUUGCUGCCAAGAAAGCUGCUUCCCUUGCUGCUCGUCUAUGCCAGAAAGUGCAAAAGGGGCUGCUGGAAUCUGAUGUCCAAUCGAAAUCUGAUAAAAGUCCCGUCACCGUGGCUGAUUAUGGUUCCCAAGUUGUUGUGAGCUUCGUUCUUCAAAGGGAACUUCCUUCUCAGGCAUUCUCGCUAGUUGCCGAGGAAGAGUCGGGAGAUCUUCGAAAAGAAGAAUCUCAAGAAACUCUUGGACGCAUCACCAAGCUAGUGAAUGAUACUAUUGCCAAUGAUGGAACUUACAACGUGUCUCCUUUGUCCGAAGCUGAUGUGCUCAGAAUCAUUGAUUGUGGUACAUCUGAAGGAGGCUCUAAUGGCCAACAUUGGGUUUUGGAUCCUAUUGAUGGUACUAAAGGUUUCUUAAGAGGUGACCAAUAUGCGAUAGCAUUAGGUCUGCUAGACGAAGGGAAAGUCGUGUUAGGUGUCCUCGCAUGCCCAAAUCUCCCACUAGAAUCCAUUGGGAGCCUUAAAGAUCAACAUGCUCUCGGUAAAGCAGGAUGUUUGUUCUCUGCACAACUCUCUUGUGGAACAUACAUGGAGUCUCUAGAUGGCUCGCCACCCGUCAAGGUGCAUGUUAGCGACACGGAAAAUCCAGAAGACGCAUCCUUCUUCGAAUCAUAUGAAGCUGCACAUUCAUCUCAUAGUUUAUCUGGUGCUAUAGCGAAGAAACUGGGCGUUAAAGCACCGCCAGUUAGAAUAGACAGCCAGGCAAAAUACGGUGCAUUGUCAAGAGGAGAUGGUGCAAUAUAUUUACGAUUCCCAAAUAAAGGAUACCGUGAGAAGAUAUGGGACCAUGCUGCCGGAUAUAUCGUUAUUGCAGAAGCCGGGGGUGUUGCAUCGGAUGCUGGUGGGAAGCCUUUAGACUUUUCGAAAGGAAGAUAUCUCGAUCUCGACACGGGCAUCAUUGUUACGAAUCAGAAACUAAUGCCAGCUCUCUUGAAGGCAGUUCAAGAUUCACUCAAGGAACAAGCUUUACCAUCACUCUAAAUCUUGACAAAAUUUCUUGUUAAAUUGUGGACAAAGUUGUGCUAAUUCUACUGAUGUGCAUGAAUAGUUGCUGAAUCAUCUUCUUGUAUUUCAUCAUCCUCAAAUCAUGUUCGUGAAAAUUUUUAAAUUCUUAAUAUAAACUUUGUACCCUUCAGGA